Molecule: messenger RNA, 2356 nt
Organism: Schistocerca gregaria
Lineage: Eukaryota; Metazoa; Arthropoda; Insecta; Orthoptera; Acrididae
Exons: 2
Coding region: 221-1429 (402 amino acids)
Source: RefSeq, a predicted model, not a curated record
AGUUUUGCUUUUAAAUUUUGGGGUGCUUACGUUGUCCGCCUCACGGUUGAGAGUCAGCGCUGUGCUGAAUUAGGGAUAGAGGGGACACAGUUGGCGAGGGGGCGGCGUAUGUUUCUUUUUUGCGAUAGCGUAGGAGCAGCAGACCUGCCGCUUCUCGAGCGAGUUCUGUAACCGCGUCGGGUGUUUUCGCUAGCGUGAGCUCGCGAAGAGAGCCAGAAGGAUGUCGUACGAGGAGCAGAUUCUUUUUUACAGGUUGAAGAGGAAGGUGGCGCAUAUCGUGUUGAAUCGCCGAAUCGUGGACGUGCCGAAGGACGCGCCUGUGAACGACCACUUUUGGAUUUUGCUGCCAGAGUCCGAUGAGAUUAUAGCAAAGCUGCAGUUUUGGAAGCAGAACCCGAUGAGGGACUUGCACUUGGACGUAUACUUUACCGAGUCUCCCGAUAGCGCGGAGCCCAAAUUGGUUUUAAUGGAGAAGUGGACAGUUGCCUACGUUCCGACUGACGUUGAGAGCCGGAACGUCGACCUCAAGAUUAUGUCUGCGCUUAGGCCGUUGUAUACGUUUACUAGGAACGUGCCUCUGUAUUACUUGCGUCGUCUUUGUUUGCAGAAGGGGACGUUGCCCAUUUCUUUUUCUUAUCGUUUCAGUGACUCUCCGACGGAGCCUUUCGAGCGCGACGCGCCAGUGGAGAGGAAGCAGUUUUCCACGGUUGAACACGUGUCUUUGGUGGUUCAGUACCGGAGUCAUUACAAUUUAGUGAUGAAGGCGGUGCCAAUUUGCGUUGAAAUCAAGGAUUACACAGGAAAGCACGUGUCCGCAUCCAAGCUGGACAACACGGUGGUGGUUCCUCAGUCCGGGUCCGAGUUUCAAAACAGAGCGCAGCGAUACAGCGCGAACGAGGGUGGCGGGAACGAAUUUGAGCCGUGCCCGCAAGACGCAUCACCUCAUGAUGCUGAAGAUUAUUCGCUGUUUGGCGCUUUUCAGUACGCCCCCAAUCCGGGGAGCAGCUGGAUUUCGGCUUCUUCUCUCGAGUCUCAGAGCUCCUUGCAACACGAGGCGGACAGGUACUCUUUGAAGUCCCUCUCGUCCGAAGCGCUGAAGACUGCAUCCAGGAGGGGAUCUGGCCACCAGAGUAAGUGCCACUACGACACGCGGUCUGGCGCCUUCUUCAAGGGGCUCGCGCCGCCCAGAAACGUUAUCGGGUCGACUCAAACAUCCAACAGCGCUUCCAGCGACGUGCCGGAGCCCGCGUUGGGAAGUCCGGACUUCAUGUCGAGCUUGAUUUUAGACGACACCGACGACGAAUGGGUCGACUGCGGACUGAUUAGGAAAACGCCGGUUUUGCUAGGACUUAGGCCGUCGAGGAUUUUGGACGCUCUGAUGAGCUACGAAAGACUUUCAGCUCAUUACGAUAAAUUAACGAAACAAUGAAAAAAUUUCGACCGAACAGUCUCGCUCGCAGCCCUGACUCGGCAGAAAACAAAAAGCCCACGGCGGUGCUCUGUCGAAACCGAACUCUUUCCCGAGCGGAGAACAGCUUUGGCGCCGGUGAGCGGUGAUUUUAUUCUGCGGCAGGUUUUGAAGAGGUCGCGCGCCUUUAGCGGGACUUGAGAGCUCCGUCGGGGCGCAGUCGCCGAGGCAGCCGUCCCGUCAGCAUUUUAUGUGGAAGCAGCCUGAUAUGGUUCCGAAUUUGACGCCGCAGUUUAUAGCCGGAGCGGCGAAGGUUUGAGGCGAGCGAAAUGGCGUCUGGAGGGCCAGCACGGCCAGAGCGACGUUCGCCGAAGAAGCGCCGGCGGAGCUCUGAUCGCGUAUGUGGAUAUACAAGUGGCUCACGGCCAACAGGUGCGCGCAGAUGGGCUCGGUGCGCAAGGUGAUCGUAGAGUCCCAGAAAUAGGUGAAAAGGUCCGCAUUUGUGGCGGCGGUCGCUUCGCAGUCUCCGGAAAUGACGGGAGACGCAAACGCGACCGCAGGACGAAACUCCGGGUACAUGUCGGUACAGGCAUGUUCAGUCAUUUCGAGAACGAGUUGGGUGAAAAUCAGGCGAAAUGGGCGAGCGUGGCGGAGCGCCGGCACGUCAGUGCUUUUUUCAUCGUGCGAAUGCGUUUUGACGUAGUCGCGGUGUUGGUGCAGGACUCUGGAUGGCGGGAUAGAGCAGGUGAAGGUGGCAUAGACAGGUGUGUGGUCGCUCGAUGCGAUUGACUUCGCACGCGCGUAGUUGUUUGUCCGGAGCGAGCAAUUCGGUAGAGAGUGCACGAGAAUGCGGUCACACCAGCUGGGGAUGCGCUGACUGCUGUAGCAGUCUGGGCUUCCGCGCGCCACCUUGAAUGUAGGAGAAAAGUUUAACGGUCCUUCGAUAAA